AUGAUUCGCAGAGCUCUCCUCACAGCAGUCCCGCUUUUCGCAGCCAUACUCUUCCUCUGUUUCGUGGGCAUCUGGUCAGAUCGGUACUCGCCCGUGGAAUAUCAUGGAGAUGAGAAGAUCAAGUUGACUGCGUGUGCGAACUUGCUUACAACUUACUACAGUAGAUGUGGCAACGGCCACGGAGGGCUGUACAGCUGUUACUGCUUUGACCCUGUCAAGCUCUCGAGUUUUUCUGGAUGCUUUGAAAGAAUGGGCUUAAAUUCUAAAAAAACCGUCGACAUAGUGCACAAAGCAUGUAACGACCCAAAUUUGUCUGUCAGAGACAUUCGUUUGGCCUUGCUGAAAUUUCAUGAGAACAGCGUAUAUGUCAAUGUCACUGGCCGUCUUGAUGUAGGGCAUAUGACCCAUAAGCAGAUGAUGCAACACCGUCCAAUGGGUGACGAGUCUGUCAUUGUCGAUUUUGGACAUUACUUCCCUGACUUGUUCCUAAGGAUCAACACCGCUCUAUAUGGAAACAAAGACAAGUCCUUAAUGUAUGCCAUUGGCGGAAUUGUGUUCUGGUUGGGUGUCUGCUUCAUUUCAGCAGUUGCCAACUGGACUACGUUUUUCUUUCCCAAGUCAAGAAUGCUCUUUGAUGGUGUCUACUCGAGAACGUGGAGAAAGUACGUCACUCUUCCUGCGUUGAUGGACAAGAAACGUAACCAGGAACAGAAAUUUUACCGUCUUUUUGACGGUCUUGUGCCCACAAGGUUCGAGUCCAUUUGUGUAUUCAUAUUUUUCGUGUACACGUUGAUCACUCAGUCUGUGCAUAUAUAUCAUGUUAAAGAUGAUCCCUACUGGAGCAAUGCCAGAGCCAUCUCUUAUUAUGUGGGAGACAGAACCGGAAUCCCCAGUCUUGUGUGGACCAUCUUGCUCAUUAUUUUCGGCGGAAGAAGCAAUAUUUUGCAGUGGUUCACGGGUUGGAAAUUCUCCACCUUUGUGAUGUACCAUCGUUGGAUUGCCAGAAUCGUGGUGCUUCUUGCCAUUGCUCACUCAAUUGCUUACACUUACGAGGAGUUUUUGAGAGGCACUUAUUUGAUUGAUAUCAAAACUGAUUUCCUUAUCUAUGGCUGCUUUGCUACCAUAGCUGGGUCAUUCAUGUGCUUCCAAGGUAUAUUGUGGUUAAGGAGAAAGAGCUACGAGAUAUUUUUGGUGAUCCACAUCAUUUUGGCUGUGUUCUGGAUAAUGGGCUGCUGGGUGCAUGUUAUCUGGUUCGGCUACACGCAUUUCAUGAUUGCUGCUGCUUGUCUCUGGGUAGCAGACAGGGUCAUAAGAUUUGUGAGGAUGGGGUAUUUUGGCUGUCCAAAGGCCACAGUACAAUUGAUUGAAGGCGACACACUACGCGUUACUGUUCCCAAGUCACCCACUUUAAAAGUGCAGCCUGGAGGUCACUGCUGGUUAUACUUUGGCUAUGGCUGGCUUCUCUGGCAAAAUCACCCCUUCUGUUAUAUUGAGUCGCCAAACAGAGAGUCUAUGGUCUUUUUGUGCAAAGUGAAAAAGGGUCUUACCAGAAGAAUCUCCAAUUACCUCAUGGCGAUGCCUGAUAAAACCUGUCAGAUGAGAGUUGCCAUUGAUGGCUGUUACGGGGAGUCUUCUAACGUCUCAAGGCACAGCGAUGUCAUAUAUUUGGCUGGUGGGCACGGCUUUCCAGGAAUCUACUCUGAAGCCGUACACUCAUCAGCGAAGUCGCCAGAGAAGCAGAGAAUCAAGCUUCAUUGGAUCAUUCGGGACACCACAUUCUUGCUGAUGGUAUGGAAAGAGUUGCUGGCAUUGAAGGGAACCAAGAUUGAGGUAUCAGUUUACGUGACCAAACCAGAGCUCUGUAACGAAGAAGACCUCUCUUUUCUCUCCACGAACAAGUCUGCUGGCCCUUCAAUUUAUGAAGACAGGGAUGAGGAAAAAGCCGCUAUUCUGGCCCACGAGUCCACUCACUCUGUAUCCUCCUCUACUGAGAAAGGCAGUCUUGAAACCAUUGAUGUCUUAGGCAGAGUCAAGCAGUUCUUUCCUCAUAUCGCUUUUAUCGAAGGCAGACCCUCCAUCGAGGCUCUCAUCGAGCAAAGUAUCGAGGAGGCCACCCAGAGUUGUGCGUUCGUCACGUGCGGCCACCCGGCCAUGGUUGAUGAUGUGAGAGCUGGCGUUGUGCAAAAUAUUGACCUGACUCCGAAAAGGAUUGAUUUCUUUGAGCAGCUUCAAUUACAUUCUUUCAACGGCACCCUUAAUGAUGCUGAGAAGGUUUAA
Molecule: messenger RNA, 2277 nt
Organism: Candidozyma auris
Lineage: Eukaryota; Fungi; Ascomycota; Pichiomycetes; Serinales; Metschnikowiaceae
Product: ferric reductase family protein
Exons: 3
Coding region: 1-2277 (758 amino acids)
Biological process (GO): copper ion import; iron ion transport; intracellular iron ion homeostasis
Cellular component (GO): plasma membrane
Molecular function (GO): ferric-chelate reductase activity
Source: RefSeq, a predicted model, not a curated record